Symbiodinium sp. CCMP2592 is the source of this 1029-nucleotide messenger RNA. The record is from the annotation of a GenBank genome assembly. NCBI's taxonomy places the organism in Eukaryota, Dinophyceae, Suessiales, Symbiodiniaceae.
AUGCAGUCCGAGCUUCGGGCUGAUUUUCCGAACAAACGAAUCGUCGUUGCAGAUGCCAGCCCGGAUACGGAAAUCUCUCGAAGGCUUCGCUAUGCGAGUGUUGGCCCGGCUCCUUUCGACUUUUUCCAGGGCAAGCCCAUUGAGGAAGUCAGCGAGUGCCAGGUGUUGAUUUUCCAAGCCUUGGGCGUGGAAGGUGAGCACACCUGUUUGGCCAAUCUUCUCCAGAAGCAUCGUCCAAGGUUUCUGCUGGUGAUGAAGGAGGAGAAGGCAGAUCUCUCUGACUCGCAUGUGCUGGAGAAGUGGCAUGUCAACAGUAUCAUGCUGCCUGAUCAACCGUCCCUUUGGCUACCGGUCAUCACUGCCCCUCAAUGCUUCCUCUACUGUCAAGAUUCCCUGCUGUUGGGCAGCUGCUGUUCGAAUGCAGCGAAGAAGUUCGACGAGUGGAGUAGAGCUUUCGGCGAUCGUCGCGAUCUGCUCCCCUACCUCUUGACACCUGGCGCCUUCAGUAAUGCUUGGAUUGGGCCCAAGACAGCGCAUGGUGUCAAGCGAAAGUCAGAGGAUCAGGAGGCUGCUAUCGCCGCCAAGAGACAGCAGUACUGGGAUGAGGCAAAGUCUCGACAGUUGCUGCACGAUUCGUAUUCACCAGAUACACCAAUCAAGGGCAGGAUCGAGCACUUGGGAGAUAGGGCGGUGGUGAUCGCCCAUGUGCUGGCCUCGAGGAUGAGCAACGCAUUGGAAACUACAGGGAGGGUCAUGAUGAUUGGCUCGUCUAGCUGGCCAAAGAGUGGCAGCCAGUACAACAUGGUUCCGAAGAAGUUUGGCCCUGGAGUCAUCGUUGCUUCAUGGCCUCAGACAGCAUCGUCCCCCAAUGUCCGCGAGCUCUUGCCGGCCGAGAUUCUGGCAAUGAAGGGGUGGUCGCCUUGCAUCAACAUGUCGACUUUGCUGCCUGCGAGCUCCUUUCAUGUCUGUCGGAAGCUGCCCUUUCAGCCUGUCAUUAAGACCUGGCUGGCUGCCACGUUGCAGGUUUAA